UCACUUCCACUUAGGCACUAACCACCACCCGUUCCUCUUCUUUCCGAAAACGGAUAAUAAUCCUCAUGGCCACUGCUUCUGCUCCUCUCCUCAGGCCAACUAUAACCACCACCACCACCACCACCACCGCAACAACCUCCGUCACCCACCAAUCUCUCUAUCUCUCCUCCAAAAUCCUCUUCCCUACCUUUCCCUCUAAAAAUCACAGGCCAAUUACCAAGCUUCACGUCUCCUCCCCGACCAACAAACCCAUUACCACCACCACCUCAAAAAAACCUAAGGAAGAAACAAUCUUUUUCGACGGUGGAGCACACUACGGGGACCUCGUAGCCAAUCUGCUACUGGGUUUCACUCUGCUUUGGCUACCAUUGACUCUAGCUGCAGUGUCGAGGGCCUUUUAUCUGAGAUACAGGUUCACGAACCUACGUGUGACGGUGAUUUCAGGGUUGACAGGUCAAGACAGGAGUGAUUUCUCUUACAAGGUGAUUAAGGAUGUGCAAGUCGUGCCGCGUUUUAUAGGCGAAUGGGGUGAUAUUGUGAUUACCUUGAAAGAUGGUACUAAGGUUGAUCUUAGGAGUGUGCCUAAGUUCAGAGAGAUUGCUAAGUAUUGCUUGUCUAUGGCUGAAGAACCGGUGGUUUUGAAGGAGACUGCGCCUAAAGGAUUUUGAUUUUAAGUUUUAAGAGGUUUUUAUCUCUUUUCUUUGGACGAUAUCUAAUUUCUGUUGAAUGUUGCAAUUACAAAUUAUAUGUAGUACUCGUUGUGAAGAUAAUUGAAGAGUAAAUAUGGUUACGUUGUUCUAAA
Messenger RNA from Hevea brasiliensis (rubber tree), 802 nucleotides. RefSeq lists its product as uncharacterized. Bases 66 to 668 code for a protein of 200 amino acids. NCBI's taxonomy places the organism in Eukaryota, Viridiplantae, Streptophyta, Magnoliopsida, Malpighiales, Euphorbiaceae. The record is from RefSeq and is a predicted model, not a curated record. The transcript has a single exon.